This is a messenger RNA of Chelonia mydas (Green sea turtle), 1334 nucleotides long. It is a transcript of the gene EMC6, whose product is annotated as ER membrane protein complex subunit 6. The transcript is spliced from 4 exons. Gene Ontology annotation, biological process: protein folding in endoplasmic reticulum; autophagosome assembly. The record is from RefSeq and is a predicted model, not a curated record. NCBI's taxonomy places the organism in Eukaryota, Metazoa, Chordata, Testudines, Cheloniidae. The coding region runs from base 513 to 845 and encodes 110 amino acids. Gene Ontology annotation, cellular component: EMC complex; endoplasmic reticulum; membrane.
CUGGUGAUGCGCUCGGGACCUGCUGUUUCUAGUGUGAAAGCCGGGCUGCGGGAAGGGGCGCAGAGUAGUUUCGAGGCCGAUAUUCUGCCCCAUAAAGGUGCAGGAGCGAGCUGGGGCCAGCCUGGUUCUGCAGCACAGGGUGGUGUCCCCACGGGCCCGGCCAUGGCACUGCGGUCUCCAUCCCCCAGGCUGAUCCUGUAUCCCCAGCCAUGCUCAGGGCUAAAUUGCAGCUGCACUUGGUGUCUUGGCUGGGGGUAAAAGCGGUGCUUUCUUUUAGUCCCUCCUGGAGUCGGUGACCCCAGAGAACACUAAAUGAGGGAAAGCUACAGUUGGGGUCUAAACUGCUUGACAAGCCCUUUCGCUUUUGUGUUCUGGUUGCAUUCCACCUCAGGGUAUGAACAAUGUUCUGAUGACUGAUGCAUUCCACAUGCUGUCAGGCCUGAUGUUACCAAAAUGUGCAACAGAUUAUAGUCUCGUUGGGAGAGAGAAAUCCUUGACUCCAAACCAGAGCAAUGGCUACCAUGGUGGCUAAGCGAGAAGGGCCUCAGUUCAUCAGCGAAGGAGCAGUCCGAGGGAAUGCAGCCAUUCUGGAUUAUUGCAGGACAUCCGUUUCUGCCUUGUCAGGAGCAACAGCAGGAAUUCUUGGCCUGACUGGCUUACAUGGCUUCAUCUUCUACUUCUUGGCUUCUGUCCUUCUCUCAGUGCUUUUGGUAUUAAAAGCUGGACGGCGGUGGAAUAAGUACUUUAAAUCCCGAAGGCCACUUUUCACUGGGGGGCUUAUCGGAGGCCUCUUCACGUAUGUCCUCUUCUGGACUUUCCUCUAUGGCAUGGUGCAUGUCUACUAAAAAUAGUAGUAACCACUUUAGCUGCAAUGGGUUUUAAUGAAAGGGGAGGACUGUUGCCAAAAACUCAUCUAAACAACUAUGCCAGCUUUUUAAAUUGUUGUUCACUGCUUGUAUUGUUAAGGCAGUCAGUAACUUAUGUCUGAGAACAAAAUUCUGUAGCAUUUGUCUAAGUAAAUUGAAUGUAAAAUGUCUUACGGAAAAGUCCCUUAAAUUGUUUCCCACGCUUUUAUAAGUAUCCUAUGAAUCGCUAAAAAUCGCCAUUUGUCCACCAUUCUUGGCUGGCUUUAUUCCUUUUACAUUCUGCAUCUGUAGGAUCAGAAAUAGCAGCUAUAUUUUACUGUGUGUUCCUACUGUCACCGUUUGCACCAGCGUACAAGCAUUGGUAAAGUAUUUUUAACCAUAAGCUUAAUGCAAUGAAAUCUGAAAGGCAACACUGACACAAAGUUAAUUUCACAGUAAUAUGUAAUUAAAUGUACAUGAAACUCUGGA